Molecule: messenger RNA, 1059 nt
Organism: Rotaria sp. Silwood2
Lineage: Eukaryota; Metazoa; Rotifera; Eurotatoria; Philodinida; Philodinidae
Source: the annotation of a GenBank genome assembly
AUGGAUGUAUCAAAAUUGAAGAUAAUAAACGAUUCAUCAGUGGAUUAUGAUGUGACUUCUCCUCGAUUUUUUGUUCAUAAUAUUGAAGAACUUCAACAAGGUAUUGAACAUCUCAAUGAACAUGGUUAUGCUAUAUUUAGCAAUAUACUUACCAAUGAUGAAGUUAAUAAUGGUGUGGAUUUAUUAUGGAAAUAUUUAGAAAGUUUACGACAUCCAUAUCAUAUACAACGUAAUAAUCCAGAAACAUGGGAUAAACCAUGGCCAGGAAUGCCUCAUGUUGGUCUAGUGAAUGAUGAAGGUAUAGGUCAAUCUGAAUUCAUGUGGUUUCUUAGAGGAAAUCCUAAUAUAAAAAAAGUUUUUUCUCAUAUUUGGAAUUCUAAUGAAUUAUUUGUUUCUUUUGAUGGAGCUGGUUGUUUUCGUAAUUGGCAUCUAAAUAUAAAAUGGAAGACAUCAAGUUCUUGGUAUCAUUGUGAUCAAAAUCCAUUUAAAAAACCUGAUCGAUGUUCAAUACAAGGUCUUGUUUCAUUAACUGAUAGUGAUGAAUCUACUGGUGGUUUUGUUGUUGUACCUGAUUCACAUAAAUAUUUUAGUGAAUUAAAAUCCAGAACUAAAGAACGUCUUUGGGGUGAUUAUGUAACAAUUCGUAAUCAAGAUCCAUUACUUGAAAAAUUACAUCCUCGUUUAGUUAAAUGUAAAGCAGGCGAUCUUAUUGUUUGGGAUUCUCGUUCUAUUCAUUGUAAUACACCAGCAAUUGUUAAUAAAGAAAAAAAUAAUCAAUCAGAAUUAUUACGUAUUGUAGCCUAUAUAUGUAUGAGUCCAUUAUCAAUGUUUGUACCUGAGAUGGAUGAAUUUAAAACUUUAGAAGAAUUUCGUCAAUUGAGAGAACAAUAUGUUCGAGAUAAAGCAACAUGCACACAUUGGCCCUUAGAACUUAUUGGCGAUCGUCAAGAAUUAUUACAUUAUGAAAAAAGUUCUCUCAAACUAAAUUCAUUUCAACAUUCUCUUAUCAUAGGCACACAUGUUGAACCUGGAAAUGGAACAACAGAAAUCAACUUUUAA